AUGACGGAGGCUAAAGAUUUGUUGCAAGACGAGCAGUUUCUUAAGAUCCAGAGGCUCAAUUCUGCAGAACCCAACAAACGGCAUUCGGUCACAUACGAUAAUGUGAUCCUGCCACAGGAGUCCGUGGAGGUUUCUCCACGGUCGUCUACCACGUCGCUGGCAGAGCCAGCGACGUCCACGACCACUGGAGUGGACGUGGAGUCGACCAAGGCAGCACACGUGGCAGGGAAGCAGGAGCAGGAACAGGAACAGGAGGAGUACCCUGUGGAUGCCCACAUGCGAAAGUAUCUUUCGCACCUGAAGAGCAAGUCUCGGUCCAGGUUCCACCGCAAGGACGCUAGCAAGUAUGUGUCGUUCUUUGGGGACGUGAGUUUUGAUCCGCGCCCCACCCUCCUGGACAGCGCCAUCAAUUUGCCCUUCCAGACGACUUUCAAAGGCCCAGUGUUGGAGAAACAACUUAAAGAUUUACAACUGACCAAGACCAAGACCACGGUCACGACUGCGAAGAAAACAGAAAAAGCAGAUGCUCCCCCAGGAGAAAAACUGGAGUCGAACUUCUCAGGAAUCUACGUGUUCGCAUGGAUGUUCCUGGGCUGGAUUGCCAUCAGAUGUUGCACGGAUUACUACGCAUCGCACGGGAGCACGUGGAACAAGCUGGAAAUCGUGCAGUACAUGACUUCUGAUCUGUUCACGAUCGCGAUGUUGGACUUGGCGAUGUUCGUGUGCACUUUCUUUGUGGUGUUCGUACACUGGCUGGUGAAAAAAAGGAUCAUCAAUUGGAAGUGGACCGGGUUCAUUGCAGUGAGCAUUUUCGAGCUGGCUUUCAUCCCCGUGACUUUCCCCAUUUACGUUUACUACUACAAUUUCAGCUGGGUCACAAGGAUCUUCCUGUUCUUGCACUCCGUAGUGUUUGUAAUGAAGAGCCACUCGUUUGCAUUUUACAACGGGUAUCUUUGGGACGUAAAGCAAGAACUUGAAUACUCUUCCAAGCAGCUACAAAAAUUCAAAGAAUCACUGUCCCCAGAGACCCGCGAGAUUUUGCAAAAAAGCUGCGACUUUUGUCUUUUUGAAUUGAAUUACCAGACCAAAGACAAUGACUUCCCGAACAACAUCAGUUGCAGCAAUUUCUUCAUGUUUUGCCUUUUCCCCGUCCUCGUGUAUCAGAUCAACUAUCCAAGAACCCCGCGCAUCAGAUGGAGAUACGUGUUGGAGAAGACCUGCGCAAUCAUUGGCACCAUCUUCCUCAUGAUGGUCACUGCGCAGUUCUUUAUGCACCCGGUAGCCAUGCGCUGUAUCCAGUUCCACAACACGCCAACCUUCGGCGGCUGGAUCCCCGCCACCCAAGAGUGGUUCCACCUACUUUUCGACAUGAUUCCGGGCUUCACCGUCCUCUAUAUGCUCACCUUUUACAUGAUAUGGGACGCUCUACUGAAUUGCGUGGCGGAGCUGACCAGGUUCGCGGACAGGUAUUUCUAUGGCGACUGGUGGAAUUGCGUUUCGUUUGAAGAGUUUAGCAGAAUCUGGAACGUCCCCGUUCACAAGUUUUUACUAAGACACGUGUAUCACAGCUCCAUGGGCGCAUUGAAUCUCAGCAAGAGCCAAGCCACCUUGUUCACUUUUUUCUUGAGUGCCGUGUUCCACGAAAUGGCUAUGUUCGCCAUUUUCAAAAGGGUCAGAGGAUAUCUGUUCAUGUUCCAACUGUCGCAGUUCGUCUGGACUGCUCUAAGUAACACCAAGUUUCUACGAGCAAGACCGCAGUUGUCCAAUGUUGUCUUUUCGUUUGGUGUGUGUUCAGGGCCCAGCAUCAUCAUGACAUUGUACCUGACCUUGUGA
Saccharomyces paradoxus is the source of this 1833-nucleotide messenger RNA. RefSeq names its product sterol acyltransferase (gene ARE1). Bases 1 to 1833 code for a protein of 610 amino acids. Gene Ontology annotation, cellular component: endoplasmic reticulum membrane. Gene Ontology annotation, molecular function: ergosterol O-acyltransferase activity. The transcript has a single exon. Gene Ontology annotation, biological process: ergosterol metabolic process. NCBI's taxonomy places the organism in Eukaryota, Fungi, Ascomycota, Saccharomycetes, Saccharomycetales, Saccharomycetaceae. The record is from RefSeq and is a predicted model, not a curated record.